Messenger RNA from Phytophthora nicotianae INRA-310, 267 nucleotides. RefSeq lists its product as hypothetical. Bases 1 to 267 code for a protein of 88 amino acids. The transcript is spliced from 2 exons. The record is from RefSeq and is a predicted model, not a curated record. NCBI's taxonomy places the organism in Eukaryota, Oomycota, Peronosporomycetes, Peronosporales, Peronosporaceae.
AUGAGCAAUGAGAAGACCAGAUUAGGCUUUUCUGGUGUUGCGAGGACGGAUAGCGCCACAACCCUCAGUAUUGAAACGGUCACCGUGACGUCGGAGCGUGGUAGACGCGUUCAGAUCCAAGCUGAAGGCUACGGCGGUAGCCUUUCAAUGCCACACUAUGGGCAUACUCGCCCUUCCGUCGACUAUUUCAACAGCAACAACGUGCUCAAAGGAAGGACGCUCAUGCAUUAUGCAGUUUACGACUUCUGUAUCAUCUAUCCACUUUGA